Molecule: messenger RNA, 408 nt
Organism: Symbiodinium necroappetens
Lineage: Eukaryota; Dinophyceae; Suessiales; Symbiodiniaceae
Source: the annotation of a GenBank genome assembly
AUGGGUCGUCAGGACUUUGCCUUCCUUGUCUCUUGGAGCCCUAACCUUCUCCUCAACUUCUUGAGUGAAAUCCUGGGGCACUGCCACAGCCCACACUCUAUCGUUCGCGAUGCAGCGCUGUGGACGCUGAAUCAGUUGGUACUUUCGGCGGCUCAGCAGCAGAAUGCCUCUUCAAGCUUGACAUGUUUGCACCUGGCACCUCUCAUCUCGAUGUCAUGUCAGCUGGGCGCUGCGGAAACAACAAAGCUGAUGAACCCGCGCGUGGACUUUGAAGCAGCUGUCAGCAUUGUUCUGUGCUUUUGCAGACCCCAGCCCACUGCAGUCAACCCAACAAUAGAGGAGUGCGACCUGCUCUCCGGCAGCUGCAAUGCAUGGGUGGUCCGGACGCUAGAGGCCUCCGCACUUUGA